CGUCGAAGAGGAGGAUAGAGGGAGAGACAGAAGUCACAAAACCCUCCUCCCUUCCUCGCCGCCUCGCCCGCUCGCAGUCGCAGGUCCAGCUAGGGUUUGCUCUCCCCGCCCCGCCGCCGCGCGCGCGCUCUGCCUCCAGAGGCUCCGAGGAGGGGAAGGGAAGCUCCCGCCGCCGCAUCAGCCAUGGCGUCCACCAAGGUCCAGCGUAUCAUGACCCAGCCCAUCAACCUCAUCUUCCGGUUCCUCCAGAGCAAAGCGCGCAUCCAGAUCUGGUUGUUCGAGCAGAAGGAUCUCCGGAUUGAGGGUCGCAUCAUUGGAUUCGAUGAGUACAUGAACUUGGUCCUUGAUGAUGCUGAAGAAAUCAAUGUUAAGAAGAACACUAGGAAAUCAUUGGGUCGGAUACUUCUGAAAGGUGACAACAUAACCUUGAUGAUGAACUCUGGCAAAUAAAGGUCGUUGGUGUUUGGCGCCAAGUUUUUCCGUGAGGCAUUUGUAAUCCAUCCAGACUGAAAUGUAGAACGUCAUUGUGUGCGAGAUAUGUACUCCAUCCAGACUGAGAAUGUAGUAUGAGAGUGAGAUUGGUAUCGCUAUUGACUAAAUGGGUUUAACUCUGUGAGCUACUGCUAGAUGUGAUAAUGAGCUGCUCACUUGUGUUCUGAAGAUCAACUUGACUCGUGUGUGCUUUGUUGACAUCUUUUUUGGUUCU
Panicum virgatum (switchgrass) is the source of this 706-nucleotide messenger RNA. Its product is annotated as small nuclear ribonucleoprotein E-like. The coding region runs from base 184 to 450 and encodes 88 amino acids. Gene Ontology annotation, molecular function: RNA binding. The record is from RefSeq and is a predicted model, not a curated record. Gene Ontology annotation, cellular component: U4/U6 x U5 tri-snRNP complex; U1 snRNP; U5 snRNP. NCBI's taxonomy places the organism in Eukaryota, Viridiplantae, Streptophyta, Magnoliopsida, Poales, Poaceae. Gene Ontology annotation, biological process: spliceosomal snRNP assembly; mRNA splicing, via spliceosome. The transcript has 6 exons.